This is a messenger RNA of Rhipicephalus sanguineus (brown dog tick), 433 nucleotides long. RefSeq lists its product as uncharacterized. The record is from RefSeq and is a predicted model, not a curated record. The coding region runs from base 1 to 381 and encodes 126 amino acids. NCBI's taxonomy places the organism in Eukaryota, Metazoa, Arthropoda, Arachnida, Ixodida, Ixodidae. The transcript has 6 exons.
AUGUCGCCAAGAUACGACAGCGAAGCUCCAGCCCCGUCUCAAUCCCCGGAGUCCAGCCCCGAAGCCCGCGGACCGGCACUGCCGCAGCAGUUAAAGUCCAGCCUCAGGCCGCACGAAAGUCAGGAGAUUGUGUACGUACUUUCGAAUCCAGGCCAGCAGGUGUCAGCUUCAAACAGGAUAGCCAAGAAAUCAGACAUAAAAAAAAGCAAAAAGAAAAAAAAGCGGCCACCAUGCCAGGUCCACGACGCUCACCGAAAAGAAAAAGCCGAUAAGUCAUCCUCCGAGAGCGACGAGGAAUGCAACUUGGCUACGCCUUUCAUCUGGACAAUGGGAAUGAUUCAAAAGCUGGUGCAUUUCUGCACAGAAGAGCCGCCUCGCUGAUACACCAAGGACCGGCUUUUAUCGCCAUGAAGAUUGUAUGAAUAAACGGUGC